GAAGAGUACCAUGGCGAAAGGUGGCUCCGAGAUGUCCGCUGUUGACAUGGCAGAGUUUGCCAUAGAAGCGGCGCUGCUACAAGGUUGCCAGCCACACAGCAGCGGCGACCUGGAAGUGGCGAUACCAUGUCGAUGCUAUGGCAGAGGCCUAACUCGUGCAGACUUUACCAACGUUAGAUGGCCAGCUGCAAUGCUGGCAGCUGCAGCCCGCCCCAGUAAGGUCAGGAAAGUAAGGACGGUGGAACAGCGCCCAGCAGAUACCGCUAAGAAGGAGUUGUCACCUGUCCAUAAGGAGCCAAAGUUAUGCUCCCGUGGAAGAGGACAGUUGAUGAGCAGGUCGGCAGCUGAAUAUGAUAUGAUCCAGAGCCGGAGGUUGUCAAGGUCAAGUGGCAAGAUAUCAAACAGACUUGGUAGCAUAGCUAGUGAGGAGGAAAAUGAUGUCUCGAGGGUGGUAACUGGCUUACCCAAGGGAUAUGUUUGCCAUAACUGCAAUGUCCCAGAACAUCACAUCCAGGACUGUCCAUCUGGUCAUAUACCUAAAGGCUAUGUCUGUCGAGAAUGUAAUUUACCAGGCCACCUCAUCCAAGACUGUCCGUCAAGUGUUUUAGCCGAGGGAUAUAUCUGCCAUAAGUGUAACAAGCCAGGUCAUCGUAUUGAAGACUGUCCGUCGGGUCGUGCACCAAAGGGGGCAAGUAAUGUACCAGGACAUCACAUCCAGGACUGCCCAACAAAAACAGGGAAGACAGAAAAAGACCGACGUUCAGAGAAAUCAGACUGGCGAGCUCAAUCCCCUAAAAGAAGUGUGAGUCCAGUGAACAGUGUGCCGUCAAGGGAAUCUAGUCAACCGCCCUUCCAUAGUAGUGCAAGAAUGAGUACUCCUAGUCCACCGAUCCAGCCACUCUCUUCCGCGUUAGACUUUUUCCGUCCUGAAUGGUUAGAAAAACAGAAUGAUAAACAGUUAAGGAAUCAAAAGCAGACGUUUGACAUCAAUGUGAAUAUCUCCAAAACAAAAACUUCUGGUUUUGGUAUGAAUGAUGUGAACAGGACUCCAAAAUCUUCAGCAUUUAGUCAACAAUCAUGGGAGGAUUCUGACAAACAGUUUUCAAAAUCCAACAUGGAUUCGGGUUUCCACAUUAGCUCCCAUGACGAUGCUGAUUUGUUCAUGAAAUUUGGUGGCUUUAAGCCUGUGGUGAAGAAAGAAUUUAACUUAGAAACGGAGGAGUUUCCAGGUCUUGCCGCUGCCCCAAUGCCUGAACAAAACAAAGGAGAAGGUCAGCGGCAAGGGAGGAGAUUACCAGAGAAGAAACCCAAGGGUAAGAAAGUCAAGAUGGUGUCUUAUAACUUGAAGGAGAAUAGUCCCAGUAAGCAGCCGUGUGGAGUCAAGACUCUACCUCAGCCGGCCACGUAUUCGCACGCCGUGCAGACACCCAAGGAUUGCCAGUUGAUGGUGCAGGGUCUCCCUGUUGAUUGUGUCAAGAGCGAGGUGUUAAAUCUGAUGGAGCCCUACGGUCAGGUGGUCUACAUCAACAUGCAGAAGGAUCACUCGGGAUAUGCAUCUGCUAUUGUGGGCCUUGACUCUCCUGAGAAGGUUGAGUGGGUGAUUGAUUGUCUGAGCGGAGCGGAGUCAUUAUUCAACGGUGUAGAUGUCCCACUAUUGUGUUACAAAGUCAAGUGAAUCAACCGCGUCGCUGCAUCUUUGUGCUUUUGGUGCUAAGGGCCUGCUUGUUGAAAACAAGAGAGACUUCUCAACAUAAAUUUAACAUGGCAUGUAGGUCUAAUCUAUCAACUUAAACGUCAAUUGCAUCUAGAAUCUUACAGAAUACAGUGUACCCAUAAAAUAUUCUGACAUGAAAUUGAUCAGGCAUUUGAAUCGGCCAUUCAAGCGGCAAAUGUCCAGUUGGUCGAUUGGCAUCAAUCGAGAAAAAUGCCGGGGUCCCCAACUUAGAGUUUUCUCAUUCAACAAAUUUCAUUAACAAUAGUAGCAGUUGGGAAUAAUCCCAAUGUUAUAGCUUAUGUAUGCUGAAAUUUCUCUUGUAGGUUUUCCAUUAAAAAAUAGCUUAUUUGUGACUUUUAUUGUCGAAAAUCAAGAUUAUUCAUGAAAUCGGCCAAAAAUAAAAAGGCUGCGAAAACUUGGUGGUUUACAGUAUUACAUGCACUAUGUUUUGUUCUGCAGUAGAAUGUCCCACAACAUUAAGCUUGAUCCAUUUCUGCUCUGGACAGGUGCAUUUUGUUCUUCUACUAUUGUAUAUAACGCUUAUUAUGUGAUGUCUGUCGUGGAUUAGGACUCCAUGAUAUCGUUAUUUGCAAAUGUGGAAUGGAUUGAUGAGAAUGAGGAUUCUGCUGAGAAAGACUUCAGUCAGUCUGUCAUCAGAAGUUCAAUGUUGCACACCCUUGUGUCUCAGUUCCCCAAUCAGAUACUUGAGGGGCCGUAUGCGCAUUUAAAUUUCUUCAGGAAGGUUGUCGUUUUGGAUUUUUGGUACAAGCACUGACCCCCCCUCCUUAAAUUUGCUGAGUGGAGGGACCGGGCCUCAUGUAUAAGAGUGAAGAACGGGAGAUUAAAAAAUCUGCUAGGAUUUAUUCUUCAGCGGAUUUAGGUGAGGAACACCACUAUCCCACUCUAUACAGAAUUAGUGUGCAACUUUUCUGAUGACUGCCACUUUUCAGAACUCCACCAUCAAAGAAGAAGCUAUAUAUUGUUCAAUCCAGCAUAUUUAUUCUGGAACACGGUUCUCCCUGUCAUGUUCAAAUACUCAUAAUUUGCUCUUUUUACAAAUGUAAAUUAUUUGCGGUUCAAUCUUUUCUUGUACAUGUUUAUCAUUGUCUUUCAUUUGUUGACUUGUAUUUAUUGAGACAAUUGAACAGAACACUGUUAUUUAAAACAGCCUGAACUAAACAGAAAUUAUUGUUGGGGAGCUCUCGAACCGCUUAGUUGAAAGGACGCAAAAUUAUAAUUUAAUAAAACCACAGAAUGAAAUUGGUGUGAAAAUUGUUGGGUUACAUUAACAGUAGGCCCAGAACAUAGUGGAGGUUUAUAGCAAUCAAUGGUGUCUCAAGUUUUUCCACUUUUUUGUAAACUGGGAAGUCUUGAGUCAACAAUCUGUAGGAUUUCAGUCAAGAUUACCAAACCACAAAAUGAAAUUGGUGUGAAAAUUGUUGGGUUACGUUAACAGUAGGCCCAGAACAUUGUGGAGGUUUAUUGCAAUCAAUGGUGACUCGAGUUUUUCCACUUUUUUGUAAACUGGGAAGUCUUGAGUCGGCGAUCUGUAGGAUUUCAGUCAAGAUUACCAAACCACAAAAUGAAAUUGGUGUGAAAAUUGUUGGGUUACGUUAACAGUAGGCCCAGAACAUUGUGGAGGUUUAUAGCAAUCAAUGGUGACUCGUGUUUUUCCACUUUUUUGUGAACUGGGAAGUCAUGAGUCAACAAUCUGUAGGAUUUCAGUCAAGAUUACCAAACUACAAAACAUAGGAAGCUCAUGAAAAAAUUAGAGUUUACAGCAGUGGCACGUGAAAUUAAGAGCUCAGUAGGCCCCAGUCGACUGACAAACCCCCCCCCCCCCCCACUGACAACACACUUAUUUUCAUGUGCCUGUGUUUACAGUAGUCUAGAAGGACUGAUCUUUCUCCUUCUCAUUUUAGUAUGGUUGAUGCAUCCGGCCUCUGUGGAUCCUCUUACUAACUCAUCGCUACGUAUUGUACUCACCAUCGGCAUUGCAAUAGUACAGUUCGCCGAUCCUCACAGUUUACACUGGAUAAUACG
Lineus longissimus is the source of this 3757-nucleotide messenger RNA. RefSeq lists its product as uncharacterized. The coding region runs from base 11 to 1675 and encodes 554 amino acids. NCBI's taxonomy places the organism in Eukaryota, Metazoa, Nemertea, Pilidiophora, Heteronemertea, Lineidae. Gene Ontology annotation, molecular function: nucleic acid binding; zinc ion binding. The transcript has 9 exons. The record is from RefSeq and is a predicted model, not a curated record.